UCGAUCUGUUGGAUAUCGUUUUGGGCCACACCUUGGUGAGUCUGUUCCAUUGCUUAUCAAUUACUGCAAGAGUGCAUCAGAAUCUGAUGAAGAACUUCGUGAAUACAGCUUGCAGGCAUUGGAGAGUUUUCUGCUUAGAUGUCCAAGGGACAUAUCUCCUUACUGUGAUAAUAUUUUAAAUCUAACUUUGGAGUAUUUAAGCUAUGACCCCAACUUUACUGAUAACAUGGAGGAGGACACUGAUGAAGAAGGGAAUGAGGAGGAGGAAGAUGAUGAAAGUGAAAAUGAGUAUACUGAAUACUGAUGACGAGGAUGCAAGCUGGAAAGUUCGAAGAGCAGCUGCCAAAUGCUUGCAGGCAAUUAUUGUAUCACGGCCGGAGAUGCUUACAAUGUUGUAUGCAGAGGCAUGCCCCAAGCUGAUUGAAAGAUUCAAAGAAAGAGAAGAGAAUGUCAAGAUGGACGUAUUUAAUACAUUUAUCGAGUUGCUACACCAGACUGGUAAUGUGUCAAAGGGACAGGUCGACAUUAAUGAGUCAGGUCCACGAUGGUUGUUGAAUCAAGAAGUGCCAAAAAUUGUGAAAUCGAUCAAUAGACAACUCCGUGAAAAAUCUAUUAAAACAAAGGUUGGAGCAUUCUCAGUGUUGAAAGAACUUGUGCUUGUCUUACCUAAUUGUCUUGCUGAGCAUAUCAGUGCUCUUGUUUCAGGGAUUGAAAAGGCUUUAACUGACAAAUCUUCCACUUCAAACUUAAAGAUAGAGGCCCUUGUUUUCACCAGAUUGGUUAUGGCUUCACAUUCACCAUCUGUAUUUCAUCCGUACAUCAAGGCUCUCUCUAGUCCUGUUCUAUCUGCUGUUGGUGAAAGAUACUAUAAAGUAACUGCUGAAGCAUUAAGGGUUUGCGGAGAAUUAGUUCGUGUACUUCGCCCUAAUUUUGAGACUUCCAUGCCAGACUUCAGACCAUAUGUUAGCCCUAUCUAUAGUGCCAUAUUGGCUCGCUUGGCAAAUCAAGAUCAAGAUCAGGAGGUUAAAGAAUGUGCAAUAUCUUGCAUGAGCCUUGUGAUAUCAACUUUUGGUGACAACCUUCAAAAGGAUCUACCAGCUUGCCUUCCCAUACUAGUUGAUAGGAUGGGAAAUGAGAUCACCAGGCUAACAGCUGUGAAGGCAUUUGCUGUAAUUGCGAACUCGCCUCUGCGCAUAAACCUCUCAUGUGUUUUGGAACAAGUUGUUUCUGAACUGACGGGAUUCCUGCGGAAGGCUAACAGAGCCUUGAGACAAGCAACAUUGGGCACACUCAACUCCCUAGUAGUUGCAUAUGGCGAGCAAAUUAGCUCAACAACUUAUGAAGUUAUAAUAGUGGAACUUUCAACACUUAUAAGUGAGGCAGACUUACAUAUGACUGCACUUGCUCUGGAACUUUGCUGCACGAUGAUGAUGGCCAAAAUAUCUAGUCAAAGUGUUGGUGUGACUGUUAGUCAUAAAGUUCUUCCUCAAGCUCUUAUACUAAUCAGGAGCUCGCUGUUGCAGGGUCAAGCUUUGCAAGCAUUACAGAGAUUCUUUGCUUCCUUGGUUCAUUCAGCAAAUACAAGCUUUGAUUCACUAUUAGAUUCCCUCCUUUCAAGUGCUAAGCCUUCACCACAGUCUGGUGGUCUUGCUAAACAGGCUCUUCAUUCUGUUGCACAGUGUGUUGCUGUACUUUGCUUAGCAGCUGGUGAUCAGAAAUGUGCAUCCACUGUAGACAUGCUGAAAGGAAUUCUGAAAGAUGAUAGCAAUAUGAAUUCUGCUAAACAACACCUGGCAUUGCUAUGUCUGGGAGAAAUUGGAAGAAGGAAGGAUCUAAGCGUACAUGUGCACAUUGAGAAUAUUGUUAUUGAGUCAUUCCAGUCUCCUUUUGAAGAGAUAAAAUCUGCAGCUUCAUAUGCUCUUGGAAACAUUGCUGUGGGCAAUCUAUCUAAAUAUCUUCCAUUUAUCUUGGAUCAAAUUGACAAUCAACAAAAAAAACAAUACCUUUUGCUUCAUUCUUUGAAAGAGGUUAUUGCUAGACAAUCUAUUGAUCAGCCUGGCAAUCUUUUAUUUAUUUGGUUCUUUCCACGAUGGUUGUUGAAUCAAGAAGUGCCAAAAAUUGUGAAAUCGAUCAAUAGACAACUCCGUGAAAAAUCUAUUAAAACAAAGGUUGGAGCAUUCUCAGUGUUGAAAGAACUUGUGCUUGUCUUACCUAAUUGUCUUGCUGAGCAUAUCAGUGCCCUUGUUUCAGGGAUUGAAAAGGCUUUAACUGUAAGUUAUUGCUUGGUGCUUUAG
Messenger RNA from Zingiber officinale, 2294 nucleotides. Its product is annotated as cullin-associated NEDD8-dissociated protein 1-like. Bases 204 to 2294 code for a protein of 696 amino acids. Gene Ontology annotation, cellular component: nucleus. The transcript is spliced from 19 exons. Lineage: Eukaryota; Viridiplantae; Streptophyta; Magnoliopsida; Zingiberales; Zingiberaceae. The record is from RefSeq and is a predicted model, not a curated record. Gene Ontology annotation, biological process: SCF complex assembly; protein ubiquitination.